This is a messenger RNA of Prunus mume (Japanese apricot), 1812 nucleotides long. Lineage: Eukaryota; Viridiplantae; Streptophyta; Magnoliopsida; Rosales; Rosaceae. The record is from RefSeq and is a predicted model, not a curated record.
CAGUGCCAGUGACCCUCUUUUAUCCCCAAUUCUUUACUCUCUCUGCCUUCUUGUCUUUAUUUUCCCAUCUCAGUUCUCCUGGAAGGAGACACAAUUAAUUUCAACUCUGAGGAAAUUUCGAGUUGAAGCUCUUUCAGAAGCUUCAAUUUGGCUUGCGACUGAGGAAAUUUUGAGAAAAGUUUCGAUCUUUCAAGCCUGUAAAAACUUGUCCUUUGAGAUGAUGGUGAUGAUAACAAAGUUUCAUGAGCUUGGAUGAUUUGGGGUUUUAGUUAUAUGAAGGAGGAGAAGUUGUUGAUUGGAAUAAGAAGCUAGCUGAAAAAGGAUAAUGGUAUGGAUUUUGUUGGAGUUUAGCCCAAUUGAAACGGAGAAACUGGUGGUUUGGAACUAGCAAGUAGGGUCUUACUGGUGUAUCGUAUUUGUGGUGGUUUUGUUGUUGUUAAUCUUGAGUUCGUGUUGAAAUGGAUGACACCGAAGAUGAUGCAAGGUAUCCUCCAAACCCAUAUGGUGUGAAUCACCAGCAGGGUUAUGGUUCUUCUCAAAGGCAGAAGCUUCCUGUUCGUAGUGGUCCAUAUUCUAGGCCAGUUGGCAGUCACUAUGUUGAUGAUGAAGAGGACGAUGAGGAUGAAGAGGAUGAAGAGUUGGGUGAGGAAGAAGAAGACAACAAUGGUCAAAAUGGUUAUCCGUCUGUUCACAAAGAUGUUGAUGAUGAUGAUGACGACGAAGAUGAUGGUGAUGAUGAGGAGGAUGAGGAGGAUGAAGAUGAUAAUAAGAGCAAAGUUUAUAAUAGAAUGAUUGAUGAUGCUGAUUUAAAAAAGCACCCAAAGAAGCGGAAGUUGAAGAAUUUGAUCUCAAGUUAUGAAUUUGCUCCUCGUCUACCAGCUCCUCCAGCUGCUGCACCCUCUGCUCCAAGACAAUCAAUUGGUGGCCGAAAUUCGCUUACCGAUUGGACCGAGCAUGAGACAUUUGUGUUACUAGAUGCUUGGGGUGAUCGGUUUCUUCAACGUGGAAAAAAGAGUCUUCGCUCUGAGGAGUGGCAAGAGGUAGCGGAGAAGGUUUCAGAGGUGUCAAAGAUUGAAAGGACAGACACACAAUGUCGCAAUCGGUUGGAUACCUUGAAGAAGAAGUACAAAAAGGAGAGGCUCAAGUUCGCAGAGACUGGUGGUGCUACUAGCAAGUGGGUUUAUUUCAAGAAGAUGGAUAUGUUAAUGUCAUCACCACAACAGCAAUCUGGCCUGUCUUGUGGUUUGGACUCAGGGGAGUAUGUUUUCAUGAACCCUAGAGUGUAUUUGAACCGUGCAAAUGGGUUGGAUGAGAUGAGGGAUAGUCCAGGAAAUUCAGAAUCUGCUGAGGGAGUGGAUGAUGAUUCUGAUGGGCUACCACCCAAGAAGAGAAGGUACGGAAGGGACAAUGAUGAUCGGUGUUCCUUUAGAUUGCUUGCUGAUUCUAUUCAGAAAUUCAGUGACAUAUAUGAGAAGAUUGAAACUAGUAAAAGGCAGCAGAUGGUAGAACUAGAGAAGAUGAGGAUGGAUUUCCACAGGGACUUGGAAAUGCAGAAAAGGCAGAUUAUGGAGAGAGCGCAGGCUGAGAUUGCAAAAAUACAGCAGGGUGAUGACGAGGAGAAUGAUAUCUCUGCCGAAAACGCUAGUGGGUGAUAUGAGUAUCUAUCUAUAAUGUCAACUAGUUAUGUUAACUGCUAGCUGUUGUUGUAACAAUUGGGGGCCUUUAUCCCUUUUAAUUUCUUUUAUGGAAAUAAGUUGUUGAUGUUGUAGCAGAUAUGGUAUUAGAAAUAUGAAAAUUCGAAUUACUAUUGUA